Molecule: messenger RNA, 5539 nt
Organism: Mytilus californianus (California mussel)
Lineage: Eukaryota; Metazoa; Mollusca; Bivalvia; Mytilida; Mytilidae
Product: MAM and LDL-receptor class A domain-containing protein 1-like
Exons: 43
Coding region: 208-5337 (1709 amino acids)
Biological process (GO): nervous system development; proteolysis
Cellular component (GO): membrane
Molecular function (GO): calcium ion binding; metalloendopeptidase activity; zinc ion binding
Source: RefSeq, a predicted model, not a curated record
GAGAAGCAAAUUGAAAAAAUAAGCCUUAAGCUCCAACCAGUUCCAGAAAAUAAACGAAGUCUUUUAAGGGAAAGAAAGCGUCAUCUAAAGUUAGUAAAUCAACGACGACAACCAAAGAAGAAUAAAGGUCGUAAAAGUGAAAAAUACUAUUUAGAAAACCCAAAGGAAAUAUCAGCUGAAAACCCUUUCGAGAAGGAUGUUGAAGCCAUGCAAAUCGAAAAGAACGGAAAGUAUCGCCAGGCUGAAGGUGCUAGGCCUCGACAGAAAGCGAAACUCAAGGGAGAUAACCACGAUGAACACUUGAUAGCCGAAAAGCCUGGUGGAACAAAAAGGAAUUUUGUCUUAAACCAGUGGUAUAUAUGGCCAAAAGGAAUUAUACCUUAUGAAAUAGCAGCAAAUACGUAUACUGUAGACGAAGAAAAUGCAAUUUAUUCGGGUAUUAAACAGUUUGACAACCUAACUUGUAUCAGAUGGGUCCAAAGAGAUGACCCACAAGCUUCAUUUGACAAUCUGGGUCACAACGAGUAUGUCAGGAUAAUGAGUGAAUUACCAGAUUAUAGUGGAUGUAGAUCGUGGGUGGGAAAAGUAGCUAGUGUUUUAAGUACAAAUCCAUACCAGUCACUUACUCUUACUCCAGGCAACUGUAUGUCGAGAUCUACAGUAGUUCACGAGAUGUUACAUGCUUUGGGUGCUCACCAUGAACAAAGUCGACCAGACAGAGAUAGUUACUUAAAUAUUCAAUGGCAAGAAAUCAGAGAGGAAAAACGGCACAACUUUGAUAUUGAUAACGUUGCAACAGAUGUUUCAUAUGAUGGGUCAUCAGUUCUGCAGUACAGUGUAUAUGCUAGUUCGACUAACGGUGGAAAGACUAUACCAUUCAUUGACUACAGAUUAGAAUUUCUUGCGAGUAUUGCUGAUGGUCUGAUGUUCUAUGAUGUACUUGAAGUUGACAAAGCUUACGGAUGUUCUGCUCAAUGUACCAAUCUUGGAUGUCAGAAUGGAGGGUUUAUGAAUUGGGAGUGCAAGUGUUUUUGCCCUGACGUGUUAGGUGGUGACACAUGUGAAUUACCAAUAUCAACCGGAAGCUGUGGUGGGGUUGUGAACGUAGGUGCUGGAGAGGAAAUAUAUGUAAACUCGCCUAACUAUCCAAACAACUAUGACACAGGUUUAAAAUGUACUUGGCUUAUACAGGGUGUGGAUAACAAUAUUUUACGUGGGACAAUUGAAGAUAUGGAUAUCAGCAAUAAUGGAAUGGCUUGCUUUCAUUGGUUGCAGUUUAGGUACAAUUUACUAGGACAGACUGGACCUAGGAGGUGUGGUACAACCAAGAAUGAACUGUGGGAUGCGACGCCAGAUGAAUUUAAGAACAAAAUGAUUAUCCAGUUCGACAGUCAUAUUGAUGAACAAACAUCAAGAGGGUUUCGAAUGAAGUUUAAAUCUAUCGGAACAGGUUGUAUAAACCAUCCAUGUAAAUUUGGAUCAUGUGACAGUCCUUUGAAUUCGGACACCUACACAUGCACAUGUAACGAAGGAUUUACAGGAGCAAAUUGUGAAGUUCUAACAGAUACUGCAUCAUUGGGAUGUACGGCAGAGAUUGGAGAGUAUUGUAUGCUGGCACAGGAUGAAACAAAUGACAACUUUGACUGGACUACCUAUACGGGUGAUACACCAACGACAUCUAGUGGACCGGAGAAUGCUGUUGAAGGAUAUGUUUACUUGUAUACGGAGGCAUCAUCACCACGAGUAGUCGGCGAAAAAGCUGUUAUGUUCACAAACAUAUCUAUGCCUAGUAUAAAGAGAUGUUUUCAUUUUUCGUAUCAUAUGUACGGGUCCCAAAUUGGCACCUUAAACGUAUACUUCGAAGAUGGACAAGGAACUAGAACGACAGUAUUUACAAAAACAGGAAAUCAAGGAAACCAAUGGUACACAGAAAGUAUGGUCAGUCCGGCAACAGAUGGACUUAAGGUAAUAUUUGAAGGUGUGAUGGGAUCAGGGAGUAGGUCUGACAUGGCAUUAGAUGAUGUAUGGCUAAAACCAUGGACUGUUUGUGGAUGCAAAGAUGAUGAAAAUCCAUGUGCAUUUGGAACGUGUAACAGUGCUUUCAACAGUAACACAUAUACAUGCUCAUGUGAUCAAGGAUUUGCAGGAACCAAUUGUGAUAUACUAACAGAAUAUGGAGUAAUAGGUUGUAAUGGUGAAGCUAAUGAGUAUUGUGUGUUAGAGCAGGAGACACAGAACGAUGACUUUGAUUGGAUAUUUACAAACGCCAGAACGCCUUCUGCUGAUACCGGCCCUGAGGCUGCAAAGGUUGGAACAGUAUUUAUGUUUAUUGAGGCGUCAAGUCCAAGACGAGAUAAUGAGAAAGCAACUAUGGUCACUAAAAUGACUUUACCAAGGGUAGAUAGAUGUCUUCGUUUUUGGUAUCAUAUGUAUGGAGAUACUAUGGGUACCGUGAAUGUAUACACCGAAAAUGCACAGGGAACACGUACUCAGAUAUUUACAAUGUCCGGUAAUCAAGGAAACCAAUGGAAUGAAACAGCCAUUUUCAUUCCAGCAAUGGAUGGUUUGAAGGUAUUUUUCGAAGGAAUUCGUGGCAGCAGCUUUGCAUCUGACAUUGCCUUAGACGACAUAAAGUUAAUACCAGGCACCUGCGAAAAUCCUCUUACAGAAUCAGAUACUACUACUACAACAACCACCACUACACCUACGACAACUACUACACCGACGACAACAACUACACCGACGACGACAACAACUACACCGACGACCACAACAACUACACCGACGACCAUAACUACUACGCCGACGACAACAACUACUACACCGACGACCACAACUACACCGACGACCACAACAACUACACCGACGACCACAACAACAACACCCACGACAACAACAACUACACCUACGACAACAACUACUACCCCGACAACAACUUCUACACCGACAACAACUUCUACACCGACAACAACUACUCCAGUUGUUACAGGUCCAGGUCCAUUAUGCAGAUGUUCUUUUCAAGCUGGCGAGACAGACUGUUGUUUACAAGAUGCGGUUGACGAUCAACUGAACUUUACAAUUAACUCCGGAUUCACAUCGUCUGUAAAUACUGGACCAAAUUCAGCUUUUGAAGGAUCUAGCUAUGCUUACAUAGAGGUAUCAGGACAAUCCAAUGGAGAUAAAGCAAGUUUGGUAUCAGAUAUUUCGUUUGAAGGUCCCGCAUAUUGUCUGUCGUUUGCUUAUCAUAUGUAUGGGAAAGAAGGAUAUAUGGGAGACUUGGUUGUUGGGACAGGAACCAGUAGUACUGGUAGUAACAUAGAUAAUGUAUUGCUGUCUAAAACAGGCAAUAAAGGAAAUGUAUGGUAUACAGCUGCUAUUGACUUCUCUGGCAGUACUGGACGAAAGCUCAUUAUAAGUGCAUCGAAAGGAUUCACUGUUCACGGUGAUAUAGCUAUUGACGAUGUAACUGUUCAUCAAGGAACAUGCAGUAACAAUGUAGAUCCAUGUUACAGUCAGCCUUGUAAUAUGGGUGGGACUUGUUUAAGUACUGGUGGUACAUUUUCAUGUAACUGUAACCAGGGUUAUCUAGAGAAUGACUGUUCUGUGAUAGAUAAGUCUAACAGUGACAACUUUCUGUGUGAUUAUGAGACAGACAUAAAUUGUAUUUUCAAUAACGUGGAAGGGGAUGAUAUUGAUUGGCGUCCAAUCGAGGGACCUACACCAAGUAGUGGAACAGGUCCAACUGCCGCUGCCUCUGGGACGAAGUACAUGUAUCUGGAGGCCUCUGUACCCAGUGAUAAAGAUGACGUUGCAGUCAUGGACACGACUAAAUAUAAACUUCCAAGUGGCGCAUUCUGUUUGUCAUUUUCCGUUCACAUGUUUGGGAAUCCUGGCAGUUUUGUUGUAUCAGCUGGUGAAAGAAAUGGCAAUAUGAACUCAAUUUUGACUAAAACUGGUGACCAAGGGGAUUUGUGGCAACAGACACAGACAACAAUUACUCCGUAUAACGAUCUCGUGAUUUCAAUUAAAGGAGUUAUAGGAACAAGCUGGCAAGGAGAUAUAGGCGUGGAUAGUAUUUCACUCACGAAAGGGCCUUGUUCAAACAUAGAUCCCUGUGGGCAAUCACCCUGUUUAAAUGGCGGACAGUGCUCCCCGAACUUCAGUGAUGGUACCUUUACAUGCACAUGUACAUCUGGAUGGGUAGGUGAUACAUGCCAGCUACAAGACGUUACAACGGGAGUUACAUUUACAUGUGAAUUUACGCCAGGCGAAAAUGAGUGUGUUUUUACUAAUACGCCAACUGGAGAUACUUUUGAUUGGACACUAACAAAUGUCAAAACACCAAGCUCUAGUACAGGCCCUGAUGUCGCAUAUUCUGGAGAAUACUACGCUUUUACUGAAGCAUCAUCACCCAGGCAGCCAAAUGAUGUGGCAACUUUUACUUCCUCAACAUUCAAACUACCAGAUUCACCAUUGUGUAUGCAAUAUCACUAUCACAUGUAUAGUGAUCCUGGUUCCUUAGUCAUCAAUGCAGGUGAAAGAGGAAACAGUGAAAAUCAAAUUGAAAUAUGGAGUGGAAACCAAGGGGACCAAUGGAAUUCGAGCAUUAUUCAGAUACCGCAAUUAUCAGAUGCAGUAAUCUCAAUAAAAGGUAUUAGAGGACCUACCAGUAAGGGAGACAUUGGAAUUGACUUGAUAACUCUACAGAAGGGACUUUGUUCAUCUCCAUGUGGCAGCUUUCCUUGUCAAAAUGGUGGAAUAUGUACAGGGAACCAGGACGGCACUUAUCAAUGUAGUUGUGAAUCUGGAUUUACUGGUUCCGAAUGUCAGUUAAUAGACAAAAGAUUAGAGACAUCAAUAGCAUGUGAUUUCGAGGACAAUGAAGUUGGUUGUAUAUUUGAAAAUGAUUUAUUUUACGAUGAUUUUGAUUGGAGGAGACGAACAGGUACGACAUCGAGCGUUAAUACAGGACCUUUAAAUGGGGCAGAAUCAGGAUCCUUCUAUAUGUAUACAGAGGCAUCCUCACCUCGGAUACAAGGCGAUUUCGCAGUAAUGGAUACUUACAAAUAUAGACUCAAAGAUUCUGCAUAUUGUCUUUCAUUCUCUAUCAACAUGAGGGGACAACCUGGUGAAUUAGUCAUUUCAGCUGAAGAACGUACUGGUAGUUGGUAUGGUGAAGUGACAUAUUCAGGACAUCAAGGGGAUGAUUGGUUUAUCGCCAAUAUCAACAUACCGCAGAUUUCAGACCCAGUGAUUUCAAUAACAGGAUUUAUAGGCAGCACUUCUAAAGGAGACAUAGCUAUUGACCAUAUGGUCUUGACAGAAGGACAAUGUUAAUUAUAUAUAAGACGAAAACGACAACAUGAACGAUGGACAAACGAUAUAUUUAAAAUUUUAAAAUAAUUUAUAAUUGUGCAGCUUAUCAUAAAUAUGAAUUUUUAUUUUAUUUCUCAAUACGAUUGUCAAUUUAGAUAUUCAACAAUGUGUUUCCAGUAAAUAUAUUGUUCAAAAUCUUAAUAAAGCUGCGCUCUACAAUGCA